AUGCGGUCCUCGCCCUCUCUGUCGUCCUCUCUUCGCUCGGCGACAUGUCCACGGGUAACCGGUUUCACUCCUCCUCCCCCGAGGUUAAUAUGUCACUCUGCCAAAGCACAGACAAUUGUCACUCCAACCACUCGCUUCCCUCCGUUCAAUUGUGUCUCUCGAAGUGCUGUUUGGUCCCGGGGGAGAUGUUUGUCCACAUCACCGAUACUCCGUGAAGUCCGGAGCGGUAAUACCACGGAAAAGCCGCUUACUGAACCUCAAAAAUCCACCUCGGUUGAACUCGAAUUUGAGGCCUUUGGUCGCUCAGAGAAGGCUACCAAGGCUGCUCAAGUUAAUCUCUCUGCGCGCUUGCAUAAAGAUGGGAAUCCGAGUGCUGUGAAACCGGUUCUUGGAGAAAUAGUUCGAUUAUUGAAAAUUGCGCGCCCGGAAGCUAAAUGGCUAUCAGUUGCGUUCGUCUUUCUCUUGAUGAGCUCGGCAAUCUCGAUGUCUAUCCCGUUCUCGAUUGGCAAAAUUCUCGACAUGGCAACACGGACCGAUGUGGGCACUCUGCUUGGACUACAACUACCGCAGUUCUACAUGGUCCUUGGAGGGGUUCUAUGCCUCGGUGCGGCAUGCAAUUAUGGUCGCAUAGUUCUCCUCCGAAUUAUCGGCGAACGUAUUGUAGCCCGACUCAGAUCGCAGCUCUUCCACAGGACCUACGUUCAGAAUGCCGAAUUCUUCGACGCUAAUCGUAUAGGGGACUUGAUCUCCCGUCUCUCCUCGGAUACAGUCGUUGUCGGUAAGAGUAUCACUCAGAACGUGUCCGAUGGCCUCCGUGCACUUGUUACUGGAACCGCUGGUCUUGGAUUGAUGGCUUAUGUCAGUUUGAAGUUGACGGCUGUGCUGAGCAUCAUGUUCCCACCGGUUGCUAUUGGAGCUUUCUUUUAUGGACGGUCCAUCAGGAAUCUGAGUAGGAAGAUUCAGAGGAACCUUGGCACGUUGACGAAGAUUGCCGAGGAACGGCUUGGCAAUGUACGAACUAGUCAGGCAUUUACAGGUGAGAUAUUAGAGGUUUCGAGAUACAAUCGUCAAGUUAAGAAGAUAUUCGCACUUGGUAAAAAGGAGUCUUUGAUAACUGCUACAUUUUUUAGUAGUACGGGUCUAAUUGGAAAUAUGACCAUUUUGGCGAUUCUUUAUAUUGGGGGACAGCAGGUCAAAUCUGGAGCUAUAAGCAUUGGGGAGCUAUCUUCAUUCUUGAUGUACACUGCGUACGCUGGGUCCAGUCUCUUUGGUCUCUCGAGUUUUUACUCGGAAUUGAUGAAAGGUGUCGGAGCAGCGAGUCGCCUUUUUGAACUCCAAGACCGAAAACCCUCCAUAUCGCCAACAGUCGGAAUUCCUGUAACCUCAGCCCGCGGCACCAUAAAAUUCGAAAAUGUCUGCUUUAGCUAUCCCACCCGUCCGGCCGUAGCAAUCUUCAACGACCUAACCUUCUCCAUCCCGCCGGGCACAAACGUAGCUAUAGUUGGCCCUAGCGGUGGGGGAAAGUCCACAAUCGGCGGCCUACUUCUCCGCUUCUACGACCCCACCUCCGGCAAUAUAGCCAUCAACGACGUCCCCGUCUCCACCAUGAACCUAAAAUCUCUCCGUCGUCGCAUAGGUCUAGUCUCCCAGGAACCAGUCCUCUUCUCCGGCACCAUCGCGGAAAACAUCUCGUACGGAAAACCCACAGCAACAAGAUCCGAAAUCAUAACCGCCGCUAGGAAAGCCAACUGCACCUUUAUUUCUGAUUUCCCCGAUGGGCUAGAAACCUACGUGGGAGCCCGAGGCGCCAUGCUCUCGGGAGGGCAAAAGCAGAGAAUCGCGAUUGCGAGAGCGCUUGUCAAGAACCCGGACAUUUUGGUUCUGGACGAAGCCACUAGUGCGCUGGAUGCUGAGAGCGAAACGGCGGUGAACGAGGCGCUUAACGGGCUUAUGAAGAGUGACUGUACGACAAUUUCUAUCGCACAUAGGCUUAGCACUAUUAAACGGAGCGAUAGGAUCAUUGUGCUAGGAAUUGAUGGUAGGGUAGCGGAAACGGGCAGUUUUAGGGAGUUGAGUGCUAGGGACGGUCCGUUUUCCCGGUUAAUGGAGUGGCAGUUACACGGCGGUGAGGUACCAGCACCGCUGCUAAGACACUGGGGCACUUUGGGAGAGAGGGAAGUGGACGAGGAGGUUGGGGAUGAUGUCGAAGGGGGAGUCGAGGGAAUAGAAGAGGAAGAGGAGGAAGAGGGUAGCCGCGUCGAACGGGGAAAGAUGGUAAAUGUAGCUCUCAAAGCACCGGGUGAUAAUCGGUGA
Messenger RNA from Tuber melanosporum (Perigord truffle), 2313 nucleotides. RefSeq lists its product as uncharacterized. The record is from RefSeq and is a predicted model, not a curated record. Gene Ontology annotation, molecular function: ATP hydrolysis activity; ATP binding; ABC-type oligopeptide transporter activity. Lineage: Eukaryota; Fungi; Ascomycota; Pezizomycetes; Pezizales; Tuberaceae. The coding region runs from base 1 to 2313 and encodes 770 amino acids. The transcript has 8 exons. Gene Ontology annotation, biological process: transmembrane transport. Gene Ontology annotation, cellular component: membrane.